Frankliniella occidentalis (western flower thrips) is the source of this 1130-nucleotide messenger RNA. RefSeq lists its product as uncharacterized. Lineage: Eukaryota; Metazoa; Arthropoda; Insecta; Thysanoptera; Thripidae. The record is from RefSeq and is a predicted model, not a curated record. The transcript is spliced from 5 exons. The coding region runs from base 139 to 957 and encodes 272 amino acids.
GAAACUGCAGUCUGAUAGUUAUGUUAUUUUGCUCACUUAAAUUGUAAUCAAGUGGUUGAACCGCGUGCGUUUAUAAAAGAUAUUGAUAAAAGAUAGUGUUCAAAGCAGUGGGACCCGAGACCAGGCAACCCGUCAAACAUGAGAGCACGGGGCAAGAUGCGGCUCCUGUCAGCGGAUACCUGGUUCGUCGUGUUUCUGGCAUCGCUCUGGGUUGUAUGGCGACUCAACCAAUCCUUCAAGGCCUUCACGCUGAGUCCUAGGCACUUCACCUGCACGUCCAAGACGCUGGCCAACGUGCCCGAGCGCUUUAGCGGAUUCAACAACACGCCGGGUCGCGGCGACGCGGACGACCUGCUCGUGCCGAACAUCAUCCACUUUGUGCGCAUGGGCGAGGAGAGCGAGGAGGUGCGUCCAGAGGAGGCCGCCUGCAUCAGCGCCGCCCUGAGGAGCCACCCCGGCUGGACCGUGCUGGUGCACACGGACCGCGAGCUGCGCGGCACGGCGUGGCAGCGGCUGCAGCGCGCCGCGCCCUGGGGGAGGCUGUCGGUGCAGCGCCGUCCCAGGCCGCAGCACCUGUUCGGGCUGCCCUUCCGGGACGGGGCGGCUCUGCACCGGGCCACCGCCCUGCGCGUGCUGAGGAAACACGGCGGUAUGUACGUCUCCAACUCGGCGUACCUGAUGGCCGAUCUGUCGACCUACCGGCGGUACGAGUGCGCCACCCUGGCAGGCGAGGAGGAUCCCGACGUGAUGCUGGCACACAGAGACGCCCGUCUGCUGCAGCGCUGGCUGCACCACUUCCACGACGCCGCCCUCGACUGGGCACACAGACCUAUGGCUCCGCCCCACCUGCACCACGCGGUAGACGGUGUGGAUAUAGUGAUGCACCUCAAGGACGUCGACGACCCGGAGGAGGCUAACGUCCACCAUGAGGAUUGGUACCUCUGGACCAACGACUGACCUGGUCUUUUCACCGGUUCGGAAGACGCUCUCUUUCCAGGGUUUCCCCGCAAAAUAUUGUGUUUGUAGUUCCAGAACUGAAGCCUAAUUCUUAAGAACUGUAAUCGUGAUAUUAUUAAAACUCCCUUAAUAUAGCUAAUUAAUAAAGACUAUGAACUUUCGAUAACAAACAA